AUGUUUGCCACAAUCACAAAAUCAAGCGCCCUUUCCAACAAGGUGAUGACAGCUGUCAGAUCAGCACCUCGCUUCAGUUCAGCUUUACUCCACACUCAACCUGUUUACCAGAAUGGCGAAAACGAGGACACAGCACCCAUCAAUGCACUUGGGGCACGUCUUGGCUUAUCAUUAGACACCAAUGUUUUGAAGCAAGCCUUGACUCACAAGUCUGUGGAGGGCAGCAACAACAACGCUAUUUUGGAAUACAUUGGAAAACGAGUUACUGGACUCUUUGCCACAGAAUACAUCCACAGCAGAUUUCCACAACUCCAUCCUGGCGCUUUCAACACCACCUUAAGAGCCUACAUUGGCAACAAGAGUUUCAGCAAGAUUGCCACUGAAGUUGGUAUGCAACACACUGUGGAUUGGAAGGCACCAGAAAACGAUAGCGUCAAGUUGGGCCACUCUAGAGUCUUGGCUGAUUGUAUGAAUGCGCUUAUCGGUGCCAUCUACCAAGAGCAAGGUCAAGACGCAGCCAAAAAGUUCAUUCAUGAUUUUGUCUUGUCUCGUGAUUUCGAUGUUAGACCUGGUAUCAAAGUGCAGGAACCCAAGCGUCAUUUAAGCAUAUUGAUGAAGCAAUUGAACAAACAGCCUGCAGUGUCUCGAUUGUUGUCUGAGACUGGUCGUCAUUCUUCAGCUCCUGUCUUUGUUGUAGGCGUCUUUUCUGGAGAAAACAAGCUAGGUGAAGGAUUUGGCAGCUCUCUCAAGAUGGCAGAAUUCCGCGCAUGUCAAGACGCUCUAACAAGCUACUACGGAAAAGAAUACAAAGACUUUACAUUGCCAUCCGAUGCUGAAAAUGUAGAUAAAUACGUUGCUAAUCCCUUGGGCAACACUCAAGCUAUCGUUUAA
Molecule: messenger RNA, 891 nt
Organism: Mucor velutinosus
Lineage: Eukaryota; Fungi; Mucoromycota; Mucoromycetes; Mucorales; Mucoraceae
Exons: 3
Coding region: 1-891 (296 amino acids)
Biological process (GO): RNA processing
Cellular component (GO): mitochondrion
Molecular function (GO): double-stranded RNA binding; structural constituent of ribosome; ribonuclease III activity
Source: RefSeq, a predicted model, not a curated record